AGUACGGCCCGCUCUCAUUUUCAGUGUUCCCUGCUUCUCGAUCCCUCUCAUUUCUCUUUAAUGGAAACUCUUUCCAUCACCAACAUUUUCGUCUCCCAUUAUUACUACGGCCUUGCAUUACUCUUCUUCCUAAUCCUGUCGGGUUUCGAUUUCCUGAAAGUACAAUCCCUCGGUAUUAAUUACGGCCAAGUCGGCAACAACCUGCCGCCGCCGGAGAAGGUUCUGGAACUCCUCCGGUCGCUCAAACUCACCAAAGCCAGAAUUUACGACACCAACCCUCAGGUCCUCGCCGCAUUCGCAAACUCCAACGUCGACCUCAUCGUAACCGUCGAAAACCAAAUGCUCCCCACAUUGUCGGAUCCCAACCAGGCCUUCCAAUGGGUCUACACCCACAUCAGGCCCUACUUCCCCGCCACCCGAAUCACCGGAAUCGCCGUCGGAAACGAGAUUUUCUCCGGCGAGAACGUCGACCCCAACCUCGUCGCCGCUCUCGUCCCCGCCAUGGUCGCCAUCCACGCAGCCCUGGUCCGAUUCCGACUCGAUCAAUUCAUCCACGUGUCCACCCCCAAUUCGCUUGCCGUUCUCCAGGAAUCCUUCCCGCCGUCCGCCGGAACCUUCCGGCCGGAGCUGACCGGAAUUCUGCCGCAAUUCUUACAAUUUUUGUCUGCUACCAAAUCGCCGUUCUGGAUCAAUGCUUAUCCCUACUUCGCCUACAAAGACGACCCGACAAAGAUCCCUCUGGACUACGUCCUGUUGAACCCUAAUUCCGGCACGGUGGACCAAAACACAAAACUCCGGUACGACAACAUGCUGUACGCGCAGGUGGACGCCGUGGCGUCGGCCAUGGCCAAAAUGGGUUACCCGGGGAUCGAGGUUAGGGUUUCGGAGACGGGGUGGCCGUCGCGGGGGGACACCGACGAGAUCGGGGCGACGCCGGAGAACGCCGCGAUUUACAAUCGGAAUAUUAUGACGAGGCAGUUGAAGAAGGAAGGGACGCCGAUGAGGCCCGCCAGGACAUUGGAGAUUUACGUCUUCGCUUUGUUUAACGAGGACAUGAAGCCCGGCCCGACUUCCGAGAGGAACUACGGCCUGUUCCAGCCCGAUGGGACUAUGGCCUACAAUGUCGGCCUCUCAGCAUUGCCCACCACCGCCGCAGCGGCUUCUUCAUCGCCAUUUUCGUCUUCUUCGUCGCCCUCCGCCGCCUCGUCGUCUAUAAUCUCCUUUUCUUCCGGUGCCACCAAGGUGAGAGGGAUCCAUUCAUGGAGCAUUUGGUAUUCAGUAUUAAUUCUGGGCUUUCAAGGGUUGGCAUUGUGGGAAUUCAGACAUUAAGGAUCAACGAAAGAGUGCAGCACUGCAUGCAUGCAUGUAUGUAUGUAUGUAUAUACAUCUCUAUUCGAGUUCGAGGAGGUCUAGGUAGUUAUUUAAUUAAUUAGCUGUCGGCGUCAUUAUUACUUCAUCCAUCCUACAAUUGAACGAGGAUAUAUACAUGGAGUAGAUAUAUAUAUUUGAAGGAUUCUUUUUAAUUAAUUGUUACGAGAAGGAUUCACAAUUUAUAAAUUUAUUGAUCGCUAUGCUUCGAGCCACUUGAUUCCCAAUUUCAUCAUCAUGAUUAC
Andrographis paniculata is the source of this 1613-nucleotide messenger RNA. Its product is annotated as glucan endo-1,3-beta-glucosidase 14-like. The record is from RefSeq and is a predicted model, not a curated record. Gene Ontology annotation, molecular function: hydrolase activity, hydrolyzing O-glycosyl compounds. Gene Ontology annotation, cellular component: plasma membrane. The transcript has 2 exons. Lineage: Eukaryota; Viridiplantae; Streptophyta; Magnoliopsida; Lamiales; Acanthaceae. Bases 61 to 1329 code for a protein of 422 amino acids. Gene Ontology annotation, biological process: carbohydrate metabolic process.